Molecule: messenger RNA, 1764 nt
Organism: Venustampulla echinocandica
Lineage: Eukaryota; Fungi; Ascomycota; Leotiomycetes; Helotiales; Pleuroascaceae
Product: Splicing factor 3b
Exons: 2
Coding region: 1-1764 (587 amino acids)
Biological process (GO): mRNA splicing, via spliceosome
Cellular component (GO): U2 snRNP; catalytic step 2 spliceosome; nucleus
Source: RefSeq, a predicted model, not a curated record
AUGGCGCCGAAGAUGACCAAAAACCAGAUGAGGCGCGCGAAGAAGAAGGAGCAGAAAAAGACCCAGACUACACCCGCCCCUGAAUCAGAGGCGCAGCCGGACAUAAAGUCGGAACCAAAUGAAUCGGAACCGAAGGCUGAGCCAGAACCCAACUCUACUCCAGCUAUAACAGAGUCAAAGCAGGAGACGGAGUCACUCCAUGGAGACAUCACGAGACUUGAAAUCAGUGAAGAUGAUCCAAAUUAUGCGAUGUACAAGGAGAUCCUGGAGCGGUUUGGCACUAACGAAGAAGAUGAGGCUGUAAAUGAUGCAAAGGCUGGGGACAAGGGCGAAGUUUUCUACGACGACGAUGACGAGAUACCAGACGAGGACGAAGAGGCAAAUAAGGAGCCAAAGUUAUCGAAAAAGAAGCGUAAAGAGCGGGACAAGCUAUCCGUGGCAGAACUGAAGGCGCUUGUGAACAAGCCAGAACUUGUGGAAUGGACCGACACCUCGGCAUCGGACCCUCGAUUACUUGUUCACAUCAAGUCAUACCGCAACGCUGUCCCAGUACCAACUCAUUGGUCAUUAAAGCGUGAAUAUCUAUCCUCGAAGCGUGGUGUGGAAAAGCCCCCGUUUGCGCUCCCUAAGUUUAUACAAGAAACUGGAAUCGCAGAGAUGCGGGAUGCGGUGUUGGAAAAACAAGACCAAGCCAGUUUAAAGCAGAAGCAGAGGGAGAGAGUUCAACCGAAAAUGGGCAAGUUAGAUAUCGAUUAUCAAAAGUUGUAUGAAGCCUUCUUCCGGUUUCAAACCAAGCCCGAGUUGACGCGGUUUGGCGAGGUCUACUAUGAGGGUAAGGAAUACGAGACAAACUUGAAGCAUCUGCGUCCCGGUGAACUCAGCGACGAGUUGAAAGAAGCCCUCAAUAUCCCACCUGGAGCUCCGCCACCAUGGUUGAUCAAUCAACAGCGCUUUGGACCACCCCCGUCAUAUCCUUCCCUCAAGAUUCCAGGCUUAAAUGCCCCACCACCUCCAGGUGGCGCUUGGGGUUUCCACCCAGGUGGAUAUGGAAAGCCCCCUGUUGACGAGUUUAAUCGGCCACUUUUUGGGGGAGACAUUUUUGGCGUUUUACAACCUCAGGUCAACAACCAAGCAGGCGAGCCUGUCGAGAGAACUCUAUGGGGCGAGCUACAGGCUCCAGAGGAUGAGUCCGAGGAGGAAGAAAGUGACGAGGAGGAAGAGGAGGAAGAUGAGGAGGAUGUUGGGGCAGGUCUCCAGACACCCAGCGGCUUGGAGACUCCAGGUGGACUUGCGUCUGCAGUUCCAUCGGAAUAUCCCGGCGACAUGAGUGUUGGUGGGGACUUCGAUCUGCGGAAGCAAAAGAGAGGUACCGAGACGGAAGAGUCAACUCACCCCAGAUCCGCCUACACCGUCAUUCCCGAGAGACAAAUUCGUGCAGAAGGUUUCUUUGGUGGUGAGAGGGCUUACGAUGUGGGAGCUACUCAGGAAUCACGACUACCAGUUCUGGGGCAGGAAGACGAUAGCAGGAAGAGAAAGAAGCCUGGAGAUGUGGAUGUUGCACUUGACCCCGACUCGCUACAGACUGAAGACGGUAUUAGUAAGGAGGAACUCAAACGCAAAUUCGACGCCCAGAAGAAGGAGGAGAAGGGGGCCUGGGCCUUUGAGGAGGAUUUGAGUGAUAUGAUAGCGCAAGAAAGCAGGAAGCGACAGAAGAGAGACGAGGAAAAGCGGGGCGAGAAAAGAGAGAGAUCAUAUCGAUUCUAG